AUGGCAUCGGAGGAAGUACAGUCGCCGGAGGCGGAGGGCGAGGCGAUGGUGACGGUGGUCAUCAAGAACCCCUCCGCGUCGUCGCCCGGCGAUUUCAAGACGCGAGUGCGAGCGGCGGGCACGGUGGGCGACGUGAAGCGACAGCUGCAGGAGGAGUACGCGGGGCACCCCGACCCCGCGCGACAGAAGCUGAUCGUCGCCGGCCAGCUCGUGAAAGACUCGCUCCUCGUCCGCGACGUAUUUAAACAGAAGAACCUGAGCGAGCCCCAGGUGAUGCACCUCGUCGUCUCCUCCGCUCCCCCCGGCGCCUCGUCCGCGCCGUCCUCUGCGCCGACCUCCGCGCCUUCCUCCGUGCCCUCCACCACUCACUCCAGUCGCUCCGUCUCCCCCACGCCCUCCUCCUCUUCGCGCGCUCACUCGCGCGCCACCGUCCCUGCCUCCAACCCCGCGCUUGCGCCUUUCCCUGCCGCGCCUGCGCCAAUCCCUGCGCCCGCCGCCGCCGCCUCACUGCAGCGCGCAGGCUCUGUCCCGGGCAGCCCCGCCCCCUCUGUUGGCGCGCCUGCACACACCCACACGCACCACCCACCAGCUGUGGGCCUCGCACCACCACCGCCCGCACCAGCAGCAGCAGCGGCGGCGGCACCUUUGCCUCAGCCAGGGGCAGCACAGCCCCACCCCGCCGCCCCUGCUGCCGCCCCUGCUGCUGUGGCAGGUGCUGUGGGGGACGGGGCGGCAGCAGCGGGGGCAGUGCAGCAGCACGCGAGGCAGGCGGGUGCAGUGGGCGGGGUGGAGGAGGAGUGGCAGCAGCAGCUGCAGCAGCGGCUGCAGGCGGUGAUGCAGGCGGUGCGGCAGCAGCAGAUGGCGGAGCACCACGCUGCCAUGGCCGCUGCUGCCGCUGCUGCACAGAGGGGGGGUGCAGGUGGGCUUGCAGGGGUGCAAGGAGGAGGCAGGGUGGCAGGGGAUGCAGCAGCACAUGUGGGGGUGGGGGGGCCGGCAGCAGUGGAGGGCGCGCCUCGAGUGCGGCGCAUUCAGUUUGCGAUCCGCAUUGACCUCAUGCUGCUGCUCAAGCUCACGCUGCUUGUCUAUGUCUUCGGCCAGGGCGGGGGCUACCGCCGCUUCUUUGCCCUCAUCGCUGCUGCUCUCCUCAUCUACCUGUACCAAGCGGGGGUGCUGGCGCCGGUGCUGCGGUGGCUCUCCCACCGCGCGCAGGCUGCCAUGGGCCUGCCGCCUCACCCCCACCCCCCCCACGCCGCUGCUGCCGCCAAUGCUGCAGCGCCACCUCAGGCUGGGGCAGGGGCUGCAGGGGGUGGGGGAGAGGCGCCAGGGGCGGAGGGAGGUGUUGGCGGGGCGGCCGGUGGUGUGCAGGGCCAAGCAGCGACGGUCCGCGCGCCGCUCGUGGCGGCUGUCAUGGCGUCCACCCACGCAGACGCCGCUGACUCGCAAUCGGACGGCUCAGAUUCUCCAAUUCUCGUGGAGCGACCGGGUCCGUCCGAUGUGGCUACGGCAGGCGAACUGGCAGACAGGGAGGCUGCAGGGGGCGCAGCCGCUGGUGGGUCGGAGGCGAAGGCGGACGACUCGUCCGCGGGACCACCAGGCAGCGAUGGCGCGCUCGGCGAUGCGCGGGAGGAACGCGCGGAGCCCCCAGGGCAGGUCGAGGCGGCAUCCGCAGCUGCGCUGGUGGCGCCGUCGAAGGCGCAGGAACGAGAGAGAGUCGCGGCGGGCGGGUCGGCGCAGGGCGAGGUGGCGGCGGCUGUGGGGCAGGUGGCGGCGGGAGUGGCGGCGGGCGUGGCGGGGCUCGCGAGCAGCGCGGGCGCCGAGGCAGCCGCCGUCGUCAGCAGCCUGGGCGAGCGGGUGACAGGGCUGAGCACGGGCUUUGUGUCUCUCUUCAGUGUCUUUGACUCCGCCAUCGCCUACCCCUCCGACAACCCCACUGCCCCCGCUGGGGCCGCUGGAAGCACAGCGCAGGCAGAGGCGGUCAAGGCCAGGGGGGGUGAUGGCAGGGGGGCGGGGGGCGCGGAGGAGGAGGGGCGGGAGGGGGCGGAGGGCAGUGCACGGUCGCCACACCCAUCCAGAGCCAUCGACCUGCAGGCCAUCUUUGGCCUGCCCACCCAUGAGACCCUGCUGGAAGCCUUCCCCUGUCGGCUGCUGCAGCUGUACCGGCCGGUGCACAACACGUUCACACCGGACAUGAGGCGUGCGUUCAGGGGCACGCUCUACAUCACACACCAGCACGUCUGCCUCUGCCUCGAUGACACUGGCCGCCGCAUCCCCAUAAAGCUGGAGGCGGGGGAGGUGGCGGGGGUGGGGAAGCAGGUGGCGAGGCGGGGGGAGAGCAGCGACCAGCUCAAGAUCGACCUGGCGGGGGCGCACAGCUCGCUACUGCUGCAGGACUUUGCCUCCCCCGAUGCACUGGACAGCGCUCUCGCCCUCCUCGAGCACAUCACCUCCUGA
Closterium sp. Yama58-4 is the source of this 2451-nucleotide messenger RNA. Lineage: Eukaryota; Viridiplantae; Streptophyta; Zygnematophyceae; Desmidiales; Closteriaceae. The record is from the annotation of a GenBank genome assembly.